Penaeus chinensis is the source of this 2328-nucleotide messenger RNA. RefSeq lists its product as uncharacterized. NCBI's taxonomy places the organism in Eukaryota, Metazoa, Arthropoda, Malacostraca, Decapoda, Penaeidae. The transcript has 3 exons. Bases 80 to 2116 code for a protein of 678 amino acids. The record is from RefSeq and is a predicted model, not a curated record.
AUAGAGAGAGAGAGAGAGAGAGAGAGAGAGAGAGUAAUAGAGAAAAAAAAGGGCGCGACGUGAACAAACACCGUGAGAAAUGGACGAGAAAGGGCGUCGCCAUCGUUGCAUCCUGGUCGGCCGUAUGAAGAUCACUCAGUCAGUGGUCAACCGUCAAAGGAGUAACACACUGCGGCUCUCGCGUCACUGGUAUGAUGCUAUGAUGGGCAUGGGAACCGCCACGCCCUCAGAUCUUCCCGGGCAUGUGGAGAGGGGAUGCAUGGACGUAGAGGUGGAGAUGAUGCCCUCUGAUAUCACCGUCAAGAGUGGGGAUCAUUUAGAAAACAAUAUUCGCUUGCAAGACUUGAUGUUCCUGGCGGCCAUGCGAACUCCAGAAGAAUCAAGAAAUCAUGUGAUGGUUGCCGGCUACUGUCAGUACGCACAGACGUUGCUGGCUCUUGUUUUCGAGUUCGCUGACAAUGAACUCGCCAACCUUUUCAUCAGAGACUACCAUACGUAUUGUACGCUGGCGGUUACGCGCAGAGAGGACCCCAAGCCUAAGCUCCCUUCUCGUCCUGCGUCGCUCGUACUGCCCAAGCACCUGUCGCUGAGUGGUACGCGUGAUGCCCCAGCUGAUUUUCAAGAGGAUCCCAGUGAGGCGCCCCCCUCUGGAGUAUGGAAACCGCCCGUCCCUCCGAGAAAUAGAGCACAGUGCAAAGAUAAGCCCCCUAUACCUCCGCGAAACAGUGUAGUCGAGCAGAUCUCGCCCAUUUCAGCCACUGCCAAACCACCUCUCCCUCCGAGAGGCAGUGACAACCUUAGAAACUCCAGUCACACUACAUCCAAAUCCCCGCCACCACUUCCUCCCAGAGUCAGCGAAAUGGGCAAGAACUGUGACGUGGCCGCAAUCUCCACAGGUUCCAGCUUCAAAUCACUGAAGUUUAAAUCCCUUUUAAAGAAAGGAAGAACGGGAGAAGAGGCACAGAAGGGCCCAAGCAAACCAAAGAAAGGAAUUUUCUCCUUCCGGAGAAAAGUUGUCCAAUACGAAAAUGUGAUGUUGCAGGUUGAGGAAAAGACUAACACGGUAAACUUGAAUGAAGAUUCUCUCUCCGAUGAUAGUAAGUUUUCAGACUACGAAUCCAUAGAUGAAAGUUACGACUAUUCAGAAGAUUUUUACGAAUCUCUUGGUUUAAGCAUUGAGGAUUCUGAACGCAUCUUUAGGUGUGACACGACUCAUCACGCAGAGAAUAAUACGAGCUCACAGAAGGAGUCCAUCUUUCAUUUCCUAAAAGAUGAAUACGACUACCAGACUUGUUUACGUUGUAUCACAGCUGCAAGGACAUUGUCACCAGAGCUGCAUCGUCUUUUAGGCCGUGCAGAGGCACUAGAACAUUUACACAAUGACUUGUACAGAGAACUACAUUCCUCGCACGACUCUUACUCAUCGAUCGCACAAGCAUUCCUCUCUCGACGGGAACAAUUGGAGUCCUAUAAAUAUCACUUAAUGAAUGGUCCUCGGAUCAAAGAGGAAUUGGCAAAGGUACCGGAAUCCGACCUUAGAGAUCAUCCCGACCUGGAGGAAACCCUGAGGACCUCGUGGAAAAGACCUCACUUCUAUUUCAUGAAUCUGGAAAAGUUUCUUUCUAGCGUUCCAAUAGACGACAGAGACAUUAUGCAAGAAGCCGUGACGAUGCUCAAAGAGUUGAAUCGCCUCGGAGACAGUGGCAUUAUCAUUGAUGGCGUGAAGGGUUGUCCUUUCGACCUGCACAUUAAGGCGCCGUUGCUACUCCACAGCUCAUUCAAGAUCAAAGGGCCAGGGAUGCAGAAGAAGGAUUACCGCGUCCUCCUUUUCGGCGAGAUGCUGGUCAUCACCCUCCCAGAGGGUUGGGUCUACAGGUAUCAGUGUAGCCUUCGCAUGGACCAGCUACUCCCUAUUUGUCAGAAACCCGAACAGGCUGCGUCGUUUGCUGUGGUAGUGAGAGAUGGAGGAAAGAAAGAGAAGAAUUAUGUCUUCACAGCACCCAACGAGAAUACGAAGCAGAAGUGGGAUGAUGAAAUAAAGAGGCUUACUAAAAACAUCGCAAAUGAAGUGAAAAGGGAGGCAGAAAAGCGCUUUGGUGCGAUGCCUGUGGUGUGAGAUAUGUUACUUUGCUUUUUUUGUAAAAUAAAAAUACUUUUACUCACAUUCAAGGACAUUAAAUAAAUAUGAAUUUGUAUUACAUGGGUUGUUCAUCUAGUCCAGGGGUUCCCAAACUGGGGUACAUGUACCCCCAGGGGUACAUUUGGUCUGAAGGAAACAAUUACUUGCACAAUACAUGGUGUUGUAAUCUGCACUCAGAUUGCACUUUU